UGGUCUUCCACAAACAGAGGUGUCAGCUGGCUGAGAGGUGACAUGUACACACAGCAAAUAAAACAAACAAACGACGUCGAAAUAACUCAACUCUAGCAGAAACACGCGAUUACGCGACGCAAACAUUGCUUCGAGGCGGCAAAGUUAACGCGAAAUGGGCGAGCAGAAAUGUUUUGACUAGUCAGCUGACUAGCCUGAUAACAGCAACUACAGCACUGCAAUACAUGGCAACUCUUUGCAGAUACAACUGGCUCGUUUAACAAAUGUUUGGAGUUGGUUUUGCACGGAAAAUCGACACUCAAGUGUUUGCCUCUUUAAUGAGGAAGUAGGGUUUUCCACAACUCUGUGACAGAAGAAAUUACUUCAACCUUUUUCCGCGCGUGUUGCUCUUGAAGUUAAGCUUGAUAAGUUAAUAUACUACUAACGUUAUGCCUGUCAGAGCUGUCUGCCGCUCCCAGCUUGUACUGCUGUCAGGAAGUCACUGAUGCCCGCUGCAGUGAUCGCCCUCGACUGAGGAAAACAGCAGUCGUUUAUGUUCAGUCCAUCAAAGAGCAUUUGGAGCAGAAGACAGACCAUGUGGCUCCAGCAGAGGUUAAAGGGGCUGCCUGGUUUGCUCUCGAGCAGCUGGGCCCGCCGUGUCUUGGUUGGAUUACUGCUCUUCCUCAUUUUCUACUGGUACUUGAGCUCAGAUGGGCUCCUGAGGUUUCUCAGCAUGUCCAGGGAGUCUGGAGGAGCUGCGGGGGUUUGUUUGCAGACUGAUCUUCACAGGUGGGUGUCGUUGGUGGACCAAGGGGAGGGAGUGGUUCUCACCCCCCAGACCAAAGAAACCGUCCCGUUUGUGGUCGGUAAUGGACGUUUUCUGGUGGAUGUGGACUCUAACAAACUCUGGGUAGCUUCAUCUUCACAGCCUGGCUCCGCACCGGUUCACCAAACAGACUACGGGCCGAUAGUGCGGAUGCAGAUCCCGGGAACGGGCUCAGAAGCCCGGGGAAUGAUGCUGUGGUACAGAAAAGGCUCUGUUCUGUCCUCCCGGUGCAUCCUGACAGCGUCUUCUCACGACUGCGUCAUCAUACGAGAGGAGUUUGUUGCGCAUCGCAGUCGACCCAAUGUUUAUCUUCAGAGGAUUCACAUAUCAAACCCUACAGACCGUCCGCUUUCGGUUGACCUGGCCACGGAGUCUCUGUCGUUUAGGAGCACCGUGGAGAAGAUGGAGGAAAAGGAGCUUGUGCUCUCCUCGGGCCGGGUGCUCACGGAAAAGAAGGACACUGUGUCAAAUCACAACAAGGUAGGAAACCGAUCCGGCGUGACGCAGCUGACACAGAACAGCAUAGGCCUGCCCUUCCUCUUCUGGUUCAGCGUGGCGUCCCUCAUCACGCUUUUCCACCUCUUCCUCUUCAAACUCAUCUACAAUGAGUACUGCGGGCCUGGAGCCAAGCCGCUCUUCAGGAGCAAGCUCAGACUCAUACUGAGGACAAAUAAGUAAACAGAUGCACUGGAUGGAGUAAAUUUAACAAGUGUAAAAUAUGAGUGCUAAAUGCCAUGAAAUAAUAAAUAAUAGUAAAAUAGUAAAUCCUUUCCAUUCAUAUCCCCAAAAUGUUCACAAAGAAAGCAUAACACAUCUUUAUUUUUUCUACCAUAAAUAUGCAUAUUCACCCUCUAUUUGUUAU
Messenger RNA from Sinocyclocheilus rhinocerous, 1667 nucleotides. RefSeq lists its product as uncharacterized. Lineage: Eukaryota; Metazoa; Chordata; Actinopteri; Cypriniformes; Cyprinidae. The record is from RefSeq and is a predicted model, not a curated record. The coding region runs from base 533 to 1483 and encodes 316 amino acids. The transcript has 3 exons.